This is a messenger RNA of Alligator mississippiensis (American alligator), 8162 nucleotides long. It is a transcript of the gene PRDM1, whose product is annotated as PR/SET domain 1. Gene Ontology annotation, biological process: cell fate commitment; regulation of transcription by RNA polymerase II. Gene Ontology annotation, molecular function: RNA polymerase II cis-regulatory region sequence-specific DNA binding; DNA-binding transcription repressor activity, RNA polymerase II-specific; histone deacetylase binding. Lineage: Eukaryota; Metazoa; Chordata; Crocodylia; Alligatoridae. The coding region runs from base 3289 to 5658 and encodes 789 amino acids. The record is from RefSeq and is a predicted model, not a curated record. The transcript is spliced from 7 exons. Gene Ontology annotation, cellular component: cytoplasm; nucleus.
AUUGAUGUGGUCAGUCUGCCACUGACCUUGUUUGGGUAAGGAAGGGGCGGAUGUGAAAAUGAGACUGCUUUUAUCUCCUCUGUGCAUUUUAUCUCCCCUACAACUUUCUAAAGAAGUUUCAGUUAUUGGAGCCAGCUCCCCUCCCUCCCUCUUUCCCUUACAAUUACAAUUCUCGAAGGCACAGAGAAAAUAAGGCAACAGCAGCUGAAGUUGAGUAGCAUCAGCUUGUUGUUGAGCUGAAGUGGUGAUAGCAUCAAAGGAAAUGGAUGGGGAUUUCUGAGAUCAGAGCUGUUAGGGCCAUUCAUGAUUUGUUGCCAGGCUGAAAGCUGCUGCAGAAGAGAUCUGCCUGAGAAAUGCUGAUUAAUAAGGUAAUUGAGGUUUUCUAUGAGCAAGAAAGAAAAAAUGAAAAUAUGACUAAAAGAGUUCUUUUUGAAAUGAACAACAUUUUGAGAUUGCAAAUUCCAGACAAUAGCAGCUAUUGCUAUGAAAGAUUUCUAUAUGUGAGCAGCAAACUGCCAAUCAAAUAAGACUUUUUUUUUUUAAUGUUUCUCUAUAGGGAGGAAGGUCAGAAGGUCAGUCUCUCUCUCUCUCUCUCUCUUUUUCCAAGGGAAAAUUUCCCACAUGCUUGUUACCUUAAUACAGAACCUUUACAAUUUGUGUCUGCAUCCAUCUCUGCUUUCCUGGGAACCUUAUUUGGUUUUAUUCCAGAUCAAACUUCAUUAGGACAAGACCUACAUGAAAGUGAAAUCCAUCCCCUAAACUACUGUAGUUCUGCUCUCAGGCUUUUCUUACCCCUGCUAGAACACCUGGACCUAAUUUUCAGGGUUGCCUUGUUGAGUGGCACAAAGCUAUUUGAAGUUUGCAUGUGCCAUAAGUUCCACCAGUUCUGAGUGGGAGCACCGGCAUCUUCCUAUUUAUCCAAAUAAUUUUUUUCAUUUUAACCAAUCUUUCCCCUCCCUCUUCCAUACCAAAAAGACAGCCACAGUUCCUUGAGAGGCAGAUUUAUCUGUCCCCAGUUUUCCUUCACAUUUAAUUGGUCAGCACUUGAAUUCUGUGUUCCAAGAUUCUUUGGGUGAACCUGAUCUUUUAUUAGACCAACUUAAAUAGCUGGAAAAAAAAUUUUUAGCAAGCUUUCAGGUUUAAAAACCCUUUGUCACAACACACAGGUUCUUUUUUUGCUAACGGGGAAGUGAAAAGUUCUGAAACAUCUGCACCUCAAAGUGAGAUAAUUUUUUAGUAAAAGAAUCGAGUUCAGUAUGACUACAUUGUUUUUCUGCUCGAUGUGGUGUGACUCAGCAUCAGUUAAUUACCCAAUCAAGUAGGCUGGAUUUCUCUUGUUUAAUAAAUGCUUCUACCCACUUCAUAACCUCCCUAGAUCUCCUUUUGUAUGUGCCUAGCUUUUACCCUGUAUAUCCAAUUACGCUUAUACCCAUCAGUGCCAGUACCGUUGCCACCUCUCCUGUGGAAUGACACACUUGCAGCAGUUAAGCCAGGACACUCAAAUGCAGGAGAUGCCCUACUUCUGUCCAGUGGUGUGAUGACUUCUGGGUUAGAACAUACAAAAGGUUUUUAAAAAGAUAUGCUAUUCUCAGCAUGGCAAAACCUACAGGGAAAAAUAAUCCCAUUCACCCUUCUUUAUCAUCAGCGCUGGCAGAGGGGCAUAAAAGGUGGGGGCAGCAGAUUGUGGACACUUCAAAGACACACAUCUGAUCUUACAAACCACUGUGUUUUUCUGUAAAUAAAUAUGACACCCAAAUAGGCCUAUACUUAUCAGCAUGCAUUUAGGAAAAGAAAUCAGGUACAUGGUAACCAAGAGGAAAGAAAUUAUAAAUAUGUCUAAAGAUGUGAGGCAAAAAGGAAAAGCAGGAGACUUGCUCUUCAGUAAACCAACUACGGUUUGUAAUUGGGUGGCUGGCUAUAAAUGGAAUUGUGCAUCAUUGUUUCUCUUGAAUUGGAAGAUUCCUUACUGAAGAUACAGGACCACUGAAGGAAGUAAGGCAUCUGGUUGUUUUGUAAUGAGAAGCAGGAAUGCUUUUAAUAAUAAACAAACAGGACAUUGUAUGCCAUCAUCACAGGAUGUCCUUCCUUCAGCCAACACACGGACUUGGAUUGGAGGAAAAAAAUUGACGAGCUCAGGGCUCGCUAAUUACUAUUCCAGUCCUCCUUCAAUUACCAGCACACUCUUAAGUGAGCAGUCAAAAUAUUGUCGAACACAAGUUUCAUGCUGAAACAUAUUUUGUGUACUGUACAAACUUUGGCAUGUAAAGUUUUUAAAUGUGUGCCUUAUUACAUGUAUUUAAUGAGCUUCCCAUGUUUUACCUGAAGGGCAGAGGAAGCUGCCACAUAAGAUAAGUGAUAUUUAAUAAAUAUCAGUAAGAAGCAGUUUAAACAAGGAAUUAACUUUGUAGCCUUCUCCUUUUGUAAGAAAUCAUCUACAUCCUGAGAUCUAGGAUAAUCUAUACCCUUUAUUUAUUCUGUAUCCUGAGAUCCUUGAAUUGUAUUAGACAACAUCCCGCAAUUGUUCAGCUUUUUGUUAGAAGCUUCUAAGUAGCUGCUUUUUAUAUUUUGUAAUCUGAAUGUGGUUCUUUAAUUGCUAGUUUAAUGGCAUCCCAUUUUUUAAUUAAGACAGACAGCAAAAUCAUGUAACUGUGUCCUUAAGACUCACGGUUUAAAAAAGUGCCUGAUGAAUGGAUUUGUAGUAGAAACUGGAUAACGUAUGACUAAGGUCAUAGGUGGUGGUCUUGUGGAACUAAGGCUGGCUGUUAGGGAACGCUGAUGUUCCUGUGAACCAACAGGGAAAUUUGGGCAGAAAGAAAAAAAGAAAAUUCCCCUUGGUUGGAUCAGAGUUUCUGUGUUACAGGUAUAGCCCCACCCCUGCAGCCGUGACUUUGAGUAAAUCAGAUGAGUGGCUAAUAGGAAAUCUGAAACAGGGAGGGGAAAGGAACAAGCUGUUUAGCUAACAGACUGAAAGUAUUCUUGUAACACUCAGCCCUCCAGUGUUUCUGAGAGGCAAAAGCAGUAAGUGCAGCAGCACCUGUCUGACGGAGAACGAGCCAGUGAGCAAGCAAAGCGCAAGCCAGAAGACUUAACUCUCUAGGUGUGAGUCAGUCGUACUCUAAAACAGCAAGUGGAAGGAAGAAGAGAUGUUUACUCUGUAGAUAUGAGUGAGACUUACAUUAAACGCUGGGCUGCUGUUUGGAAUUAUUUGUGGACUCGACCUUGGCUGCCACACAGUGUAGCUCGGACUCUGUGAGUUUCAAACUGCUUGUAAAAGGGACAGACUGGACAAUGAAAAUGGACAUGGAGGAUGCUGACAUGACUUUGUGGACAGAGGCUGAUUUUGAAGAGAAGUGCACGUACAUCGUAAAUGAUCACCCAUGGGAUCCUAGCACUGAUGGAGGCAACGUAACUCAGGCAGAGGCUUCCUUGCCAAGGAACUUGACUUUCAAAUAUGCAUCAAACUGUAAAGAGGUUACUGGAGUUAUAAGCAAAGAGUACAUCCCAAAAGGAACACGCUUUGGACCCCUGGUAGGAGAGAUCUAUACCACCGAUACAGUUCCCAAGAAUGCAAACAGAAAAUACUUUUGGCGGAUCUAUUCCAGUGGUGAGCUUCACCACUUCAUUGAUGGAUUUAAUGAGGACAAGAGCAACUGGAUGCGCUAUGUGAAUCCAGGCCAUUCUGUUCAGGAACAGAACUUGGCUGCUUGUCAAAAUGGAAUGAACAUCUACUUCUACACCAUCAAGCCUAUCCCUGCCAACCAAGAACUACUUGUGUGGUAUUGUCGAGACUUUGCAGAGAGACUUCACUAUCCUUCCUCCGGAGAGCUGACGAUGAUGAAUCUCACACAAGGCCACAAUAACCCAAAGCAGCAAAGCACUGAUAAAGAUGAACUUUAUCAGAAAAGCAUCCCAAAGAAAGAGCACAGUGUGAAAGAAAUCCUGAAAACUGAAUCCAACCCUUCAAAAGGAAAGGAUUUAUUCCAGACCAACAUUUCACCCGUUACUCCAGAAAAAAACUUGGAUGAUUUAAGAAAAAACUGUAGCCCUGAAAGGUGUUUUUUCCCACGGGUUAUCUAUCCAAUCCGACCUCACAUGCCAGAAGACUAUUUGAAAGCUUCCCUAGCUUAUGGGAUGGAAAGACCCAACUAUAUUACACAGUCUCCCAUCCAGUCUUCUACCACACCAAGUCCUUCAGCAAGGAGCAGCCCAGACCAAAGUUUAAAAAGCUCAAGCCCUCACAGCAGUCCAGGGGUUACUGUUUCACCUCUGGCACCUACUUCUCAAGAACACAGAGAAUCUUACCCUUACUUGAAUGGACCCUAUGGCUCAGAAGGAUUGGGGUCUUAUCCUGGAUAUGCACCCCCUAGCCAUCUCUCUCCAGCCUUUUUAUCCUCCUAUAAUUCCCACUAUCCAAAAUUCCUGUUACCUCCAUACGGUAUGAGCUGUAAUAACCUGAGCGCUUUGAACAAUAUCAAUGGCAUCAACAAUUUCAAUCUCUUCCCAAGGAUAUAUCCUCUCUAUGGCAACAUACUGGGUGGAGGCAGCCUGUCCCAUCAUGUGCUAAACCCUGCUGCUCUUCCAGGUUCACUGCCAUCUGAAGGAAGCCGUAGAUUGCUACAACCUGAUCAUCCAAGAGACUUUCUCAUACCAGCACCUAACAGUGCCUUUUCCAUCACGGGCGCUGCUGCCAGCAUGAAAGACAAACCAUGCAGCCCCACAAGUGGGUCCCCUCAAGCUGGCACAGCAGCUACUUCAGAGCAUAUAAUGCAACCUAAACCUACCUCAGCAGUGUUGGCUGCCACCAGCAGUGAAGAAGCCAUGAAUCUCAUUAAAAGUAAGAGGAACGUGACUGGUUACAAAACCCUUCCAUAUCCACUGAAGAAGCAGAAUGGGAAGAUCAAAUAUGAAUGCAAUGUUUGCUCUAAAACCUUUGGCCAGCUCUCAAAUCUGAAGGUCCACCUGAGAGUGCACAGUGGUGAGAGGCCUUUCAAGUGUCAGACUUGCAACAAAGGGUUUACCCAACUGGCUCACCUCCAGAAGCACUAUCUGGUGCACACAGGCGAGAAGCCCCACGAGUGCCAGGUUUGCCAUAAGCGAUUCAGCAGCACCAGCAACCUAAAGACCCAUCUUCGGCUCCACUCUGGAGAAAAGCCUUACCAGUGCAAGUUGUGCCCUGCUAAAUUCACCCAGUUUGUGCAUCUGAAGCUGCACAAGCGUCUCCACACCAGGGAACGUCCACACAAGUGUGUCCACUGUCAUAAGAGCUACAUUCACCUCUGCAGCCUCAAAGUCCACCUGAAGGGCAACUGCCCAGUAGCCCCUGCCUCCGGCCUCUCAGUGGAGGAUCUAAAUCGUAUCAAUGAAGAGAUCGAGAAGUUUGACAUCAGUGACAAUGCUGACAAGCUGGAAGAUAUGGAGGACAAUAUCGACAUGACAUCAGUUGUGGAAAAAGAAAUAUUGACCAUGCUCAGAAGAGAAAUAGAAGGAGCUAAUCUUAAAGUAUCUUUGCAGAGGAACCUGGGAAAUGGACUUAUCUCCUCAGGAUGCAACCUCUAUGAAUCUUCAGAUAUGUCCAUUAUGAAGUUGCCUCAUGGUCAUCCACUACCUCUGUUACCGAUAAAGGUCAAGCAAGAAACAAUUGAACCAAUGGACCCUUAAGACUUUUUCUGGCAAAAAGUGAUUUUUAUUUAUGACUUGGCAAGUCAGGGUGCCUGUAGCAAUUGCUUGUACAUAGUGUCAAUGCUACAAAGCAAUCUUGGCUUACAGUAGUUUCCCUCACUCUCUCCAGUUGAAAGAAGGAACUCCAAAGUAACUAUAUUCUCAGGGCAUGAAAAGAGGCAAAGGACUAUGUAUUGCCUCCCCAGUUACUAAAAGACAAUCAUCUAUCCAUAACUAUUUUUUCAAUUAUAGUACUUCAUAAUUUAUUAUGCAAUUUAUCAUUCUAAAAGCAAUAAUUAGAAAAUGUUUACAAUGACUGAAAAAUUCAUUGUAAUUUUGAAUAUAAAAGUUUAUAUUUUGUUUCAUGGCCAUUCUUUGUAGAUAUUUUUUCUGCACAUCUGUCUUAAAAAUUUAAGAUUGGGGAUAAAAAGUUAUUUCAGUAAGUUUGUCUAUGUACCAAUGUCUUCAAAAACAUGGUUUUUAUAUUGCCAAAGGUGAAUAUUUGAUGUAUUGAGUCAUAGAUCAAUUGGCUUGAAAAAUGCUGUGUACAUUCAGGAGUGGGUAGAUGUACAAAAUCCCCCAGAAAAGAAAAAGCAGCAGCAAGCAGAGAAAAGAAAAUCAUACUUACCUGUGUAUGGGUACUAGAGAUUCCUCAGCCCACAGCUCUACCCAUAACACAUGACAUAGCGAAUACCUGCCUAACAUGAAUGAUGCAAUGGUCAGGUGUUUGGAAAACAAUAGUAGUCACAUGUUAUGUCAUGAGAUUUUAUUAUCUAAAGCCAUGCAUCAACUGAAAAUGUGAAAAAGUGGCUGUGUUUUUUUUCAAAAGCCUCUUGAAACAAGCAUACAAUAAUUCCAAAUGUGCUGCCUACAAGGAUUUUUUUAUUUUAUUUUUCCCCAGAACCUUCCAGGGAUACAAAAGAUGGUCAAUUUCCCUGAUAAAUAAGGGUUUGCUUUUGGGGUUUUUUUGUUUUUUCCAUCCCACUUUUUCCAUGGACAAAAGUGGGGAAUGAAGUCCUUUCCUGGCACAUACUUUUUUUUUCCCCCUUCCUGUACGACUUAGAUUUUCCUCAGUAUUUGUGUUUGUACAUUUUGUGGUUAAUUUAAUUAAAGAUGAAAAGGGCAUUGCAAAGUUGUUGAACAACAAUUACCUCAUUGCGUGUGUCCAGUGGUGCAGAAAAUGUUGUUUUAUCUAAUGCUUUGCUACUUUAGAGAAGAAACCAAAAUGUGCACAGGAAAAGAUAGAAUGCACGUCUUUUUAUCUUUUUGUUCUGCUAAGCCCAAAGAUAUCAUGUUGGCAUUUGAGGUGUAGCAAAGAAUACAUGUAUAUUUAUAGAUAUAUUUAUACCACUAUACCAUAUAUGUAUAUGUAUAUAUAUUUAUACCACUUAAGUUGUGAGCCAAACCAUGUAAUAAAACCUAUUUUUCAUCUAAGUGUGAAAAUCAAGUGUUAUCCAGCUUUGCAUAUCACCUGAUGACCUCAAAGCCAGAAUGUUGUGCUAAGGCAUUUAGCACUUGCUAGCACGUGAGCACAGUUGAUCACUUAGAGCCUGAUCUUGCAAAUCCUUAUGUGAAUAACUUUGCUGACAUGUGCAGUCUCACAGAAUUCAGUGGGAUUUAUUCACUUCAGAGCAUUUGCAAGACUGUCUUGGAUCCCUUGAUAUCCUUGCUAUAUGUCUUGUUAUAAGCAAACCACCAGGAAAGAACUAGAAAAGAAAUCAAACUAUUACCCACCCAUGGUAUAAAUAUAAUACACAAUGGUGAAGAGUGGAAUGAAAUAGUUAAAGUUAUUUGGGAUCAUCCUAACAUCUUAUUUUGUUCUGCCACUUAAGAGUUACGUGGUCAUAAGCAACUCUCAAGAAAGCAAAUAGCAUUAUUAUACACAUCACCAUUAUAUAUAUUCUAGCUUUUUAUCUGUUUAUAUUCUUUUAGAUUUAAAUAGACCACUUCAUAAAUCCAGGAUUUUGUAUGGCAAUCUAAUGCCUUCUGCCAAAAAGGAAACAAACCAACCCAAAAAACCUAAGAUAAUUGAAGAGAAUCUUUAAAUACAAUUUUUGAAGGACUACAGUUCAUUACAUUUCUGCUCCUAUAAAUCAUGAAGCUGACAACUUUUAAGUGUAGCAAUGGUUCACAAAAAUAGUACUCACCUGUAGGAUAAACCAAAGUAUCACUACUCUGUCCCUGGACACACACUUUUCCUAUUAAUUGCCUGUAGUGCUUUCUUGUAUUUGAUACAAAUUUCACAAAGAUUUAUAUGCAUCAGCUUUAAGAAUUGUUACUUCUCUUUACCUUUUUUAUCCUUUCCCUUAGAACUUUUACAUGUGAAUGUAGCAACAAUCAACAGUGUUUUAUUUCUCUCUCUCUAAGAAAAACUUUGACCAAAGUUAACAGGCUUUUUACUUUGCUAGAACAACAAACUUAUCUUAUGUUUACGUACUGGUUUACAUCGUUAUUUAUGUGCAAAUUGUCAAAAUGUAAAUUAAAUAUAAGUGUUCGUUGCUUUA